AAAUAUAAUAUUUACAGUAUUUUUCUAGUAAAAUGUAACUAUUGAAGACGUGAGUGAAUAGUUUGGUGUGAGGUGCUAACGAACACGUCUUGGUCCACGCGGUGCUCUCUGGCCUUCCUUCUCUCUCUUACCGCCACGUCGCCACCAUGACCAGCAAGGUGACACGUGAAACACUCUAUGAGUGUGUGAAUGCAGUCCUGCAAGGAUCGAAAACUAAGAAGCGCCGCUUCAGGGAAAGUGUUGAACUUCAGAUUGGUCUCAAGAACUAUGACCCCCAAAAGGACAAGCGUUUCAGUGGCACUGUUAAGUUGAAGCACAUUCCUAAGCCCAAAAUGAAGGUGUGCGUUCUUGGUGACCAGAUGCACAUUGAUGAAGCAAAGGAAAAUAACCUGCCUUGUAUGUCUGCUGAUGACCUCAAGAAGCUUAACAAGGAUAAGAAACUUGUCAAGAAACUAGCAAAGAAGUACGAUGCAUUCAUCGCAUCUGAUGCCCUGAUCAAACAGAUCCCACGUCUGGUAGGUCCUGGCCUAAACAAGGCUGGCAAAUUCCCUACCAUGUGCACCCACUCUGAGAAGUUGUGUGAUAAGGUAGAUGAAAUCAAAGCCACCAUCAAGUUCCAGAUGAAGAAGGUGUUGUGCCUCUCUGUCUGCAUUGGGCAUGUGACAAUGAGUGCCGAUGAAUUGGUGCAGAAUAUUUACCUUGCAAUGAACUUCUUGGUGUCUCUCCUUAAGAAGCAUUGGCAGAAUGUUCGUUCGCUUCACCUCAAAUCCACAAUGGGUAAACCACAGCAACUGUAUUAAAUAAAUCCUACUCUGGUG
This is a messenger RNA of Portunus trituberculatus (swimming crab), 818 nucleotides long. RefSeq names its product 60S ribosomal protein L10a-like (gene RpL10Ab). Gene Ontology annotation, cellular component: large ribosomal subunit. NCBI's taxonomy places the organism in Eukaryota, Metazoa, Arthropoda, Malacostraca, Decapoda, Portunidae. The transcript has 5 exons. The coding region runs from base 147 to 800 and encodes 217 amino acids. Gene Ontology annotation, biological process: translation. Gene Ontology annotation, molecular function: RNA binding; structural constituent of ribosome. The record is from RefSeq and is a predicted model, not a curated record.